AUGGUCUCAAACAGAAUUGAAGGCGAGCCCACGGAUGCGGCCCCUCUCGGCAAGCCGUUGAAGUUCGAGUUCAGCGGGAAGACCGCCAGCAACCGGUUUUUGAAGGCUGCAAUGACUGAGAGAUUAUCAUCAUGGGACGCCAAGGACCUACCCAAGCGAGGUAUUCCCUCCAAAGAACUCAUCAACGUCUACAAGCGCUGGGGCGAGGGCGGAUUUGGGGUGAUUCUUACCGGAAAUGUCAUGGUUGACUAUGACCAGCUCGAGGCUGCCGGCAACCCCAUCGUCCCCCGGGAAGCAGAGUUCUCGGGCGAGCGCUUCGAGGCGUUCAGGGAGUUGGCUACCGAAAGCAAGAAGCAAGGCAGCCUCAUCGUCGCACAGGUAUCCCACCCAGGUCGCCAGGUCUCUGACAAUAUCAACCCUCACCCGAUCAGUGCCAGCGAUGUUCAGCUGGAGGGUAAUGUAAUGGGUAUGACCUUUGCCAAGCCUCGUGCUAUGGAGAAGAAGGAUUUCGAUGCAGUGAUUGGUGGAUUUGCACAUGCAGCCGAGUUCCUUUACAAGGCUGGCUACGACGGUGUUGAGUUGCACGGGGCACACGGUUAUCUGCUAGCACAGUUCCUGUCGCCAACCACAAACAAACGUACCGAUCAGUACGGCGGUUCCUUGCUGAACAGGGCUCGCAUCAUCUUUGAAAUCAGUGAUGCCAUCCGCGAACGUGUCCCAGACAAGUCCUUCAGCAUCAGCAUCAAGUUGAACAGUGUCGAGUUCCAAGACGGUGGCUUUUCGACCGAUGACUGCAAGGAUCUCUGCGUCGAGCUUGAGAAGCACAACUUUGACUUUGUUGAGCUUUCCGGUGGUACUUACCAGUCCUUGGGUUUCCAGCACAAGCGUGAGAGCUCUAAGAAGCGCGAGGCUUUUUUCCUGGACUUCGCUGACGCCAUUGUGCCACAACUCAAAAAGACAAAGGCUUAUGUUACUGGUGGCUUGAGAAGCGUGGAUGCAAUGGUCAAGGCUUUGGGUAGCGUCCAUGGCGUAGGACUGGCUCGUCCCAUUAGUCAUGAGUUUGACCUGCCGAACAAGAUAUUGGCCGGAAAGGUCAAUGGUGCUCUUGACUACAAGCUCGAUGAGCAGGACUUUGGUAUUACCAACGUCGCUGCUGGUACACAAAUCCGACUUGUUGGCAAUGAUAAGGAGCCCCUUGAUUUGACACAAGACAAAUACCUUGAUGUGUUCAAGAAGUCCAUGGAACAGUGGGGCAAGGAGAUGGCAGAGGACAAGAACCAAGCAAAGUAUGGUUAUGUCGAUAUCCGGGGAACUGAGCUGAAGCCUUACGGCACGUCGUAUGCUGCAGCAUAG
Molecule: messenger RNA, 1353 nt
Organism: Truncatella angustata
Lineage: Eukaryota; Fungi; Ascomycota; Sordariomycetes; Amphisphaeriales; Sporocadaceae
Exons: 3
Coding region: 1-1353 (450 amino acids)
Molecular function (GO): FMN binding; oxidoreductase activity
Source: RefSeq, a predicted model, not a curated record